AUGGGAAUCAAUGUUCCAUAAAAGAAAGUCUUGGUAACUUUUGGAAACAAAGAGAAUUUUAGAACAGACAAUUGUGAUUGUGUUGGAGAUAGAAUAGAUUAAACAAUCAUAAAUAUGAACUAAUUUUCCCCUUAGAAAUAAUCAACACCUUAAUCAAGCGUUAUCAAUUAUUAAUUCUAAUUUACCUAAUAGAUAGAUAAUAAGUUAAAUAAUUUUAAUAAAUAAUAAUAACCUUAACUCAAAUUAGUUAAGCAAGAUUCUAAUCUAAUCCAACCUAUAUUUUCAAAGAAGAAUUCUGAUUAGUAAUCUUAAGGGACAAAGUUUUAUACUCGUAAUAAUUCUAUAUAAUCAACUCCUUUUAAGUAGAUUGCAUAUAAUUCAUCUAUGGGAACUAGUCCAUUAAAAAGAAAGAAUUCUUAAAAAACUAGUGAUAUAAUCAUUAACUCUUUAUAAAUUGAAGAUAUGAUGUAAAAUCAAAGCAAAUUUCUCAAAUAUUUUUAAUAAAAUUAUGGAUCACUCAAAAAACAUAAUAAUAUAGUAGAUAGGAGAAAAUCUUUAAAAUCUUAAAAUAGGAUUGCUUUAGUUGAUGCUUAGAUGAUUAAAAUUUGA
Molecule: messenger RNA, 609 nt
Organism: Paramecium sonneborni
Lineage: Eukaryota; Ciliophora; Oligohymenophorea; Peniculida; Parameciidae
Source: the annotation of a GenBank genome assembly